Drosophila busckii is the source of this 1044-nucleotide messenger RNA. It is a transcript of the gene RPA2, whose product is annotated as replication protein A 32 kDa subunit. The record is from RefSeq and is a predicted model, not a curated record. Gene Ontology annotation, biological process: nucleotide-excision repair; DNA replication; double-strand break repair via homologous recombination. Lineage: Eukaryota; Metazoa; Arthropoda; Insecta; Diptera; Drosophilidae. Gene Ontology annotation, cellular component: chromosome, telomeric region; DNA replication factor A complex; nucleus. Gene Ontology annotation, molecular function: DNA binding.
UCUUCCCGCUCAAUUUUAUGAAGUAGCUUGUGAAAUUAAUACUUAUUUACUGCUGUUUAUAAAACAAACAAAAUGAACGAUUCAUUUGGCGACUUUAAUGCAACACAGACGGCAACUGCCGGCGCCACCAAGGAGGCUGCCGGAGAGGGCAUUAUCUCGCUGUUAAUUAAACAAAUUGUGGAUUCGCCCGAGGGCAAUUUCAAGAUGUUUGAUGUCACUUACGCCCUUGUUUGUGUUGUGGGUAUUGUGCGCAACAUAGAGACUUCCUCUACAAAGAUCACCUACACGCUGGAGGAUCACAGUGGACGCAUUGAUGCACACUACUGGUUGGAGGAAGGCGAUGCAGUGAAAGCUCCAGAUGCUAUGAUUAACAAUUAUGUUAAGAUCUAUGGUUCAGUGCGCUCGCAGGCGGGCCAAAAGGUAUUGAUGGUAUUCAAGCUGCUGAAUAUUCUGGAUCCCAAUGAGGUCUGCACGCAUACAUUGGAGGCGCUGCAUUCCAGAUAUAAGGCAGAGGAGUAUCAUGUCAAUGGCGACACGAGCGGCAGCAGCAGCGGCGGCGGCGCUGGUAACUUUGGUACAAGCGGCAUAACUUCCAGUCAAAAUAAUGCCAUGGUUGCCGGUCUCGAUAACAAGCAAAUGGCAGUGUUCCAGGCGAUCAAGAGCAACGUUUCGGAGGAGGGUAUAAGUCGCAAAGAACUUAAAGCAAAGUUCUCACACAUAAAUGAAUCCGAAAUGAACAACAUUUUGGAUUUCAUGAUUUCCGAAGGUCACAUAUAUUCCAGCAUCGAUGCGGAUCAUUUUAUAUGCACCAUGUAGUUUAGGUUAUAAUUUAAAAAACAAACAAUUUUCGAAAUCUAUUAACAGCACACGUUCUCUGAGCUUUUGUUUAUGUGGCUGCUAUAAAAAUGAAUAUGCCUAACAUUGAAUCCGUUCAGCUGUGGUGUGUAGAGUAUUCAACCCAAGCCAUUUGAAUUCCGACUAGUUAUAAGUAAUAGUUUAUAGCUGCCCAAGUGUAUUUAACAAAUUAAAACACGUAGCAAGCAC